CAGUUGGCUCGGAGACAGUCUCCGAAACCUAAACGUUGCCGCAGUUGCAGAAACUCUCUCUCUUUGCAGCCAUCACCAGGGCCUCGCAAUCGGAGCAGAAGUGGACGCGAUACCACACGCCAGCCACCAUGAAAUUCUCUCCGCGUGUGAGCAGCUCCAGGCGCAAGUCGCGGAAGGCGCAUUUUAGUGCGCCAUCUAGUGAACGCCGCAUUCUUAUGAGUGCUCCCCUUUCGUCUGAACUUAAGAACAAGUACAAUGUACGCUCUGUUCCCGUAAGGAAAGAUGACGAGGUCAUGGUUGUUCGAGGCACAUACAAGGGCCGAGAAGGAAAGGUCGUCCAAGUUUACAGGCGCAAGUGGGUGAUCCAUAUUGAGCGAAUCACUCGUGAGAAGGUCAAUGGUGCAACUGUUGAUGUUGGUAUUGACACAUCGAAGGUGGUGAUCACGAAGCUGAAGCUUGACAAGGACCGGAAGGCCCUUCUUGAGAGGAAGGGUAAGGGUCGUGACGCUGAUAAGGGCAAGGGCAAGUUCAGUGAUGCGGAUGUGGCUCCUCCUCUUCAAGAAGUCGAUUAGAUUAUGCCACUCACGACUAGGAAGAGUGCACUCGUCAUGGAAAUGUAUUGCUUGUAAGUCUUUUAAUCAAAUCACUCACUGGCCUUCACCCUUACAAUUAUCUUCUUAUUGAGCGAAGAGGUCUUGUAUGGACUUCAAGGUCAGCUUUUGUUUGGAUUUC
Physcomitrium patens is the source of this 732-nucleotide messenger RNA. Its product is annotated as large ribosomal subunit protein uL24z. Gene Ontology annotation, molecular function: structural constituent of ribosome; RNA binding. Gene Ontology annotation, biological process: translation. Lineage: Eukaryota; Viridiplantae; Streptophyta; Bryopsida; Funariales; Funariaceae. The record is from RefSeq and is a predicted model, not a curated record. Gene Ontology annotation, cellular component: large ribosomal subunit; ribosome.